UCCCCGGGGGCUUGGAGAUUUCUUGGAGCGUAGUCUGAAUGCCACUCAGAGGAGUGCGUAAACAGGAAUCUGGGCUUCAAACUCCGCGCUGGGUUUAUCCUAAAGAACUGAACUAAUCGAUAUGAGCCGUCCGUCCUCUGCGGGCGGUGGGGGUGGAGGACUCGGUUCCGGGAAAACAGGAGGAGGAAAGCACGGCGGUUCGGGAGGAGCUGCUGCCUCAGCUGCAGCCGCCGGAGUAGGAGCUGUGGCCGGGUCUGGCUCGGCUCUACCUGUCGCUGCUGUUGCCUUGCCCUCAGCAUCGCUACCUGGGCAAUCUGCUGAACUUACAGCCUUGUUCGAGUGCCCGGUUUGUUUUGACUACGUCCUGCCACCGAUUCUGCAAUGCCAGGCCGGACAUCUAGUUUGCAACCAAUGUCGUCAAAAGCUGAGUUGUUGUCCGACUUGUCGCGGCCCUCUCACCCCGAGUAUCAGGAACUUGGCUAUGGAAAAAGUUGCUUCUACUCUACCGUUUCCUUGUAAGUACGCGUCAGCCGGAUGCCUGCUCUCCCUCCACCACAGUGAGAAGCCUGAUCACGAGGAGGUGUGUGAGUUCCGUCCCUACACCUGCCCGUGCCCCGGGGCCUCCUGCAAGUGGCAGGGCUCCCUGGAGGCUGUCAUGCCCCACCUGAUGCACGCCCACAAGUCCAUCACCACCCUGCAGGGAGAGGACAUCGUCUUCCUGGCCACAGACAUCAACCUGCCGGGGGCCGUGGACUGGGUCAUGAUGCAGUCCUGCUUCGGCCACCACUUCAUGCUGGUCCUGGAGAAGCAAGAGAAGUACGAGGGCCACCAGCAGUUCUUUGCCGUGGUGCUGCUUAUCGGAACGAGGAAGCAGGCCGAGAACUUCGCCUACCGCCUGGAGCUCAACGGGAACCGGCGGCGCCUCACCUGGGAGGCCACGCCCCGCUCCAUCCACGACGGUGUGGCGGCCGCAAUCAUGAACAGCGACUGUCUGGUCUUUGACACGUCCAUCGCUCACCUGUUUGCCGACAACGGCAACCUGGGGAUCAACGUUACCAUCUCCAUGUGCUGAGCGGCUCAGAUGUGGAAACACAGACCCACAGGCCUCUCUCACUUACACGUGCGAUGGGCAGAAACCGGUGCACAGUGACUGACUGCUGUGCUGUACCUGCCUCCUGUGUGAUGCAGUAGACUGUGUGUGAGAGGAUAGGUGGGAUAUGGAGAGGAUGUGUGUGUUUUGCUGCUUGAGGCUCGUUGGCUCCCCAUAAUGCUUGAAUGGAGACUGGGCUGUAGAGUAGUUUCAGGGUUAGGGUGUUUGCCUGUCCUCUCAUUGUGUGUGCUGGAGACAGUGUACAGUAAACUACAUGCGGUGGGCUUUUGAUGACUGAUGCCCUACCCGCCCCCAGGACCCCUCAACCGCUCCCACCCCACUCACCCCUACCUCCUCUUCUGCUCAGCCAACCAGUGCCAGGCAAGAAGGACACUGCCAGUGUAAGAAAGGGCGGUAAGUCAAUUGGCUGCCACACAGCGGUAUUCAGAGAACCUCCACUUCAACCGUGAAUGGCCCCUGCAGAUGCAGCUUCCUAAUCCUCACAGCAAAUUAAGUUUCAGUAAGUUGGUCAGUGGACCAAUUAGGCCUCAGACGCAUAUGGGCAGAGUCGGGUCUGAGAGUGACCAAUGUGCUGCCUCGGUCUGGGUUAGUGUGAGCUAAGCCAGGGUUGUUCAUGCCCUCCUAAACGAUUGCACUGACUACUAACCAACUCCUUACUUUUCAGAACCGCAAAACCCAACCGUUUCAAUAAUUAGGCUAUGUCAAUUAUACCCCAACCCUGGUGUGUAUAAUAAAUAUUGGUGAUAGAUCCUGAUCUGAUUGUAAGCAAAAGACUGCAUGUAUGUCCGCCAUGUAGAAUAAAGACACAGAUCAGGUGUUUUGGUUGUAGGCUCUCGUCAUAAUGCAUCAUAAAGGUUGCAUAAUGCCAUCGUAAGCAUGGUAUCAAACCUGUCAUAAGUACUGUUUGGUGAAACCCUGGGGCCUAGUUAUUCACAUGGAUUCUGUAUUACAAUACAAACAACAAAAAGUAAAACAAUCUUAAGUUGAAUCUUGAAAUUUUCAAACAACAAAGGUACAUUACUUCUCCAAAGUCACAAGCUCUGUUGCAUAAAACUCUGAUAGAUUGAAGGUUAGCUUGUUUGUUAACAAUGAAGUCCCUUUCUUUGGUAAGGUUAAUUGUCAUACAAUUUCAUGGAUGAAAAACAGGUGUCAUGUCAUAUUUAAGAUGGCAUUAUGUUUGUUUUGACACAUAAAUCAUAUUUCUAGUGUGCGAGCGUACAUGUUUGCAGGAGAUGGUACCACUACUGUUAUGAUUGUGUUUUUUUUUCUCUGCAGCCACUCCUCACCAACAGAGAUGAACACUAUGGUGGAGGCACGGCUUUCUUAUUUGUUCCUCUGUAUGUCUCUUGAAACCGUUUGUUCUGCAGAACCUGGUUUAUCUUCAGUUCUUCUACGCUCUGAUUGAUAUACUGUAAUAUGGGGGUAGUUUUGACUCUUCCCCUCUGGUCAGUCAACCCACCACAGCCUUACUUUUGUACGUAACCUAACUAGCACUCCCAAGUUGGGAAGGCAUCUGUGAGGAUGACUAAGUUAGACUCACUCAGACCCACCCUCAGUGUCUUGAACGGACUCUCGGUUUUUGUGGACUUUGGGGCAAAGUCCCAUGGCAUUGUGGGUAGAAAUGGGCAUUCCAUAGUACUCCAGCCAUGUACCUCGCCUUCACCCGGCGUCAUAGUAACCAAGCAACCAAAGCAAACAAAAACCCACCUUUUCAUAAAGUACCUCUGAUGACGUUGAUCACAGACAUGUCUGUAACCCAACAGAGUCCCCUCCUGCUCCCAGACACUGCAGUAUAUCCCAAAUCACCCUAUGCUGAUCACCUCUGCCCCACUGCUCUGUCUUAUAAGUAUUUGUAAUAUGUAAAUGUUGGAUGACCAUAUAUUUUCUAAAAGCUGAUAGGAGGAGAUUCUGUGUUCGGUUAAUCUGAGAUGUGUUUGUGUUCACGGUUACUCAAACUGUUGUACAUAGGUUUUGAGGUUAUUUUCUGAGCUGUUGUAACUACCUGCUAUCCUAUUUUAUUCUAGUGGUCAGUGUCCCUGCCUUACCCACUGAGUGGACAGACAUUUCUGCCAACACAAUCCUUUGGGCAGGACAGCUCUGCAAUUGCUAUGGCUGAUCUGUAAUAUCGGCAAAAAAUGCAAACUGUGACGCUCACCUUUCUUGUAACAUGGGCUUGAAGCCUUUAAUGCUGCAUCAGUUAUCAUGAGCCAUAGAGAACUGCAGAAAUCGGUGUGGAUUUCAUUAAUUAAUUGUUUAUGGGGCAAUGGGAGAUCAAAUCAAUGGAAACUAAGAGUCAGUGUCCACAAAAUUAGAUUUCAUGGUGCAUUUGUUUCCACUUAGCAAAAUGAAAACAUCUUUAGGUCUACAUCACCAUUACCUGACAAAAACAUCUGUCCAUCUACCCAUGUAACUUAAACAUACAAUGGCAGUUGCACAUAUAAAUCCUUUGCAGCUACUGUCAUAUGAACACCAAGUCCUAGAAAUGCUAAUGAAUACCUAGGCCAGGGUUAACCAACUGGUGACCCACAGGUGGUUUUAUUUGGCCCCCCAAGUUUUCUGUAGUUAUGUUUUGGGGCGGCUGGUAGCCUAGUGGUUAGAGUGUUUGUCGCUCGAAUCCCCGAGCUGACAAG
Molecule: messenger RNA, 3741 nt
Organism: Salvelinus namaycush (lake trout)
Lineage: Eukaryota; Metazoa; Chordata; Actinopteri; Salmoniformes; Salmonidae
Product: E3 ubiquitin-protein ligase Siah2-like
Exons: 2
Coding region: 122-1072 (316 amino acids)
Biological process (GO): multicellular organism development; proteasome-mediated ubiquitin-dependent protein catabolic process
Cellular component (GO): cytoplasm
Molecular function (GO): ubiquitin conjugating enzyme binding; ubiquitin protein ligase activity; zinc ion binding
Source: RefSeq, a predicted model, not a curated record